Dermatophagoides farinae (American house dust mite) is the source of this 1398-nucleotide messenger RNA. Lineage: Eukaryota; Metazoa; Arthropoda; Arachnida; Sarcoptiformes; Pyroglyphidae. The record is from RefSeq and is a predicted model, not a curated record.
CAGAUUGAACAAUUUGAAUGUUGUAUAAAGAAUUCAAACACUGAUCAUGAAAAGCAUGUUUUGCAGAGCAUAUCAUCAUAUGAAAUUAUAUAUAAUGUCUUCAGAUAUAAUAAAUCUUCAAGCCAUGAAAGUGAAUCAGAUACGUCGCCGUAAAAAAGUAUUAUUGUCAAUGCUUCGACAAAAUUCUGGCCUUUUAUAUUCAUCACGUAGAUUCGGUAUAUCUCCCAAAUUCAAACUUCGUGAUCAAGAAGGAGAGUUUGCAAAAGUAUUCCCUCAAUUAAAAUCUAAUCCAGAAGCAUUCUAUGAAUAUCUUGGCAUGUCGGAAAAGACAUUCAUGCUGAUAUUAAAUGGUAUUCAGGAUAAAAUUACUCGCCGUUCAAUUCGAAAACCAAUCAGUCCAGAAGAACAACUAUUCGCUUGUAUAAGAUAUCUAGUACAAGGUGUAUCCCAUCGUGUUAGCGAACAACAACUUCGUAUUGCUCAUCAAACAAUCUCAGGCAUUGUGACUAGAGUUUGUCAAGCUAUUUGCGACACAUUUAUGGAAAAAUAUCUAUCAUUUCCUACUGUCGAAGAAUUUAAACAGAUUUCAAAUCGAUUUUGGACCACAUGGAAUAUACCAAAUUGCUUAGGCGCUAUCGAUGGAAAACAUAUUAGAAUUAAGAAUUCUGACAACAAAUAUGGUAUUUACAUGCAAGCUGUCACUGAUGCUGAUUAUCGUUUCAUCUGUUGUGAUGUUGGUGUCUACAAUGGUCAAAGCGAUAAGGAAUUUUUUUCCAAUUCCAUAUUCGGUCAAUCAGUAAUCAAUCAAACGAUACAAGUUCCAACUGAAUCAAUGUUGCCCAUCAUCGAGCCGCAGAUUGAUUUGCCAUAUUUUUUCAUCGGCGAUGAUAGCUAUCCUUUGCGAACCAAUUUACUUCGUCCAUAUCCAGAAAGAUAUAUCAAUGAACAGCAAAAAAUUUUCAAUUAUCGACUUAACCAAGCGAAAAGAGUGGCAGAAUAUUCGUUUGGCGUAUUGAUCGAUAAAUUUAAAUGCUUGAAUUCGUCAAAAUUCAUGCCUGAUAAUUCUGACUUUAUCGUUCUGACUUGUGUACUUCUGUACAAUAUGAUUCUCACUGAAGAAGGCUUCAACUAUAACCAAGAAACAUUUGAUACAUUGCGAACCACACAUAUUGAAAGCUCACAAAAACCAAAAACAAAGAACAACAAUCCAACUUUCGAUGCUAAACGAAUUCGUGAUAUUUAUGCAGAAUAUUUCUGCAAUGCAGGAUCCGUUCAAUCAAAUUCCAUAGUGGUCAUUCAGCCAACCUAUACAGCUACAAUUAUUUAGCCAUUUUAUUGUACAUAAAUUUGUAUAAUUUUUUUUUUUAUUUUUUCCCAUUAAAUUUAUUAAAUUUUUUA